Molecule: messenger RNA, 1203 nt
Organism: Tachyglossus aculeatus (Australian echidna)
Lineage: Eukaryota; Metazoa; Chordata; Mammalia; Monotremata; Tachyglossidae
Gene: PIANP
Product: PILR alpha associated neural protein
Exons: 6
Coding region: 208-1113 (301 amino acids)
Biological process (GO): regulation of immune response
Cellular component (GO): membrane
Source: RefSeq, a predicted model, not a curated record
CGCGCUGCGCGCCUCCCCGGUGAGUCCCGGGGCCCGGCCCCGCCCCCUCUUAAAGGGGCCGCCGCCGGGCGGGGUGUUGCUCACGCACCUAGUCCCGGGCCCGCUCCGUCCCGUCCGGCCGCCGGUGCAGGCCGCAGCCGCCCUCCCGGAGCCCGUUGCCCGGCAGACGUGAAGGCUGAGCGUCAGGACCCAGGCAGGUGCCCAGAAAUGGACUCCAGGAUGUGGCCCGCGCCGCUGACCUCGCGCCUCCUCCUGCCGCUGUGGCCGUUGCUCCUGCUGCCCCUCCCACCCCCGUCCCAGGGCUCCUCGUCCCCCUCUGCCCCCUCUGCCCCCUCUUCCCCGUCCCGAGCGGCCCCGGCUCCGGCCCGCCCGCCGUGCGCCCGGGGAGGCCCCUCGGCCCCUCGCCACGUGUGCGUGUGGGAACGGGCUCCGCCGCCCAGCCGGCCGCCCCGGCUCCCCCGCUCCCGGCGCCAGGCCUCGCCGGGCACCUCGCCCCCGGCCACCCCGUCGGGCUUCGAGGAGGGGCCGCCCUCGUCCCAGUACCCCUGGGCCAUCGUCUGGGGGCCCACGGUGUCUCGCGAGGACGGGGGCGACCCCAACUCGGCCAACCCCGGCUUCCUGCCUCUGGACUACGGCUUCGUGGCCCCGCACGGCCCGGCCACCCCGCACCCCAACUCUGACCCCCUGCGCCACGGAGCGGGCGGCAACGGCCUCAUUCUGGGAGAGGCUCCGGCCACCCUCCGGCCCUUCCUCUUCGGGACCCGAGGGGAAGGCGUGGACCCUCAACUGUACGUCACCAUCACCAUCUCCAUCAUUAUCGUCCUGGUGGCCACGGGCAUCAUCUUCAAGUUCUGCUGGGACCGCAGCCAGAAGCGUCGCCGGCGCCCGUCGGGGCAGGCGGGCCCGCUGUGGGCGGAGGACAGCCAGCAGCCCCUCACCGACCUCUCUCCGCCCGCCGUCACCGUCCUGGGCGCCUUCGGGGACUCGCCCCCGGACACCCCGGACCCCCCGGACCCCCCGCCGCCCCCGCCCCCGCCGCCGCCGCCCCCGCCAACGCACCCCAAGGGGCCUCCCGCCUUCCAGCUCAACCGGAUCCCCCUGGUGAACCUGUGACCGUCCGUCCCGGUGGGCGCCUGGGGCCCUCCCCGCCCCCCAUCGCCCCCCAGGCCGAGCAGGGGGGGCCCGGGAGCCCCCCCCCCCAUC